Capsicum annuum is the source of this 2382-nucleotide messenger RNA. RefSeq names its product indole-3-acetaldehyde oxidase-like. Gene Ontology annotation, molecular function: oxidoreductase activity; 2 iron, 2 sulfur cluster binding; iron ion binding. Lineage: Eukaryota; Viridiplantae; Streptophyta; Magnoliopsida; Solanales; Solanaceae. The record is from RefSeq and is a predicted model, not a curated record.
CAGUACUGGCUUUAUUGGUUGUGCAUGAAAAAUGUAAUAGUGUUGUGCCUUAUCUGUGAGAGUGAGUGAUGGGUGAAAAAAAUAGUCCCAUUGACCAUCAUUAUCAUUGUGUGGAAGUGACACGUGUGCAUACUGAUGAUAAAAGCAAUCUUAUCAUAUCCUUAACUAUCUAAAACUGACUAGAAACAUUCAUAAAAUUCAAGAUUCUUGUUUUUUCCCUUUCAGUUUUGAUAAUGUUUCAGCUUAAAAAGUAGAAAAAGACAAGAUUUUUUACUAAGAGUAUGUGUCAAAGUAAACUUCUGUUGUGUUGACAAGAUAGGGUUGCUCGGAUGGUAAGCAUCCUUCACCUUCAAUUUUGAGAUCGUGAGUUCGAGCCAUCAAGGGAGCAUAGAGGUGGAAGCUCCAGUGUUUCAACUGUUUCAGUUGAAAUAUUUUCAACCGAGAAAGUAGAAAAAAAAACCACAUUUUUUGUGAUAAUGGGGCUGUGUGUAAAGUUAACUGCUGCAGUGUUUCAGCUAGCCAAGAUUCUUGAUUUUAAGAAGGAUGUUAUAUUAAAUGAGGAAAGACAGAAAAAGGGGAGUUUGGUUUUUGCAGUAAAUGGAGAGAGGUUUGAGUUGCCAAGUGUUGAUCCUUCUACAACUUUGCUUGAGUUCUUGCGCUCUGAGACUUGUUACAAGAGUCCAAAACUUGGUUGUGGUGAAGGUGGUUGUGGUGCUUGUGUUGUUCUGGUUUCAAAGUAUGAUCCGAAGCUCAAAAAGGUCGAAGAGUUUAGUGUGAGUUCUUGUCUUACACUUCUCUGCAGUUUAAAUAGUUGUUCAAUUACUACAAGUGAAGGCCUUGGGAACAGCAGAGACGGUUUUCACUCUAUUCAUGAAAGGUUUGCCGGUUUCCACGCUUCUCAAUGCGGCUUUUGCAGUCCUGGCAUGUGUAUGUCAUUCUUCUCAGCUCUCGUCAAUGCCGAUAAAGGAAACAAGCCCGAUCCUCCACCAGGAUUCUCUAAGCUUACUUCAUCUGAAACUGAAAAGGCCAUAGCAGGGAACCUUUGUCGGUGCACUGGAUACCGGCCCAUUGCUGAUGCCUGCAAGAGUUUUGCUGCUGAUGUUGAUAUAGAGGAUUUGGGGUUCAAUUCCUUUUGGGAAAAGGGAGAUUCCAAGGAAACGAAAGUAAGUAAGUUACCUCCCUAUGAUCCAACCAAGAAUUUUAGUACAUAUCCCGAGUUCUUGAAAAUUGAAUCUGCCACGAAUUUGGACUCCUCAAGGUACCUUUGGUACAGUCCUGUUUCCAUUGAGGAGCUACGGAACCUGUUGAACUCCGAUAUAACAAAAAAUGGUGCAAGCUUUAAAUUUGUCGUUGGUAAUACCGGCACUGGUUAUUAUAAGGAAACCCAGCGAUAUUAUCAUUAUGUUGAUCUCAGGUACGUUCCUGAACUCUCAAUCAUCAAAAGAGCUCAGGCUGGCAUUGAAGUUGGAGCUACUGUGACUAUCUCUAAAAUUAUUUCAUUUUUGAAAGAGGAAAACGAAGUCAGUUUGGGUUCAUACGAGAGAUUGGUCUCCCAAAAGCUGGCUAACCACAUGGAGAAGAUUGCUUCACCAUUUGUUAGGAACUCCGCUAGCGUGGGAGGAAAUUUGGUUAUGGCACAGAAGAAUGGUUUUCCUUCGGAUAUCUCUACAUUAUUUCUGGGGCUUUCUGCUAUCGUUAGCUUGAUGACCAGUCGUGGACUUGAAAUGAUCACGUGGGAGGAGCUAUUAUCCAGACCACAACUAGACUCAAGGACUGUGCUUCUAAGUGUUCGCAUCCCAUUUAAGAAAGAUCAAAGUUCUCUGCAAACUCCUUCUAAAUUUUUGUUUGAAACCUAUCGAGCUGCUCCACGACCUAAUGGGAAUGCUUUGGCAUAUGUAAAUGCUGCUUUCCAGGCUGAUAUUUCUCUCUGUCAGAUUGGCAUCCAGAUAAACAAUAUCCAGCUGGCGUUCGGGGCUUAUGGCACAAAACAUGCAACAAGGGCUAAGAGGGUGGAGGAAUAUCUAACCGGAAAGAUAUUAAAUGUACAACUUUUAUAUGAAGCACUUAAAUUAGUCAAACUAGCGGUGCUACCGGAAGAUGGCACUUCACACCCCGAGUACAGAUCAAGUUUGGCCGUCAGUUACGUCUUCGAAUUUCUUUAUCCAUUCACUGAUGUUCAUUCUGCUAUAUCUGAUGGUUUACUUAAUGAAAUUAGUGACAUCUCGGUUGAGGAACAUUUCAAAAGUAGCAAUGAUGGUUGCAUUAGUCAGGGGAGAGAAAAGACUCUACUGUCCUCUGCUGAGCAGGUCGUGGAAGCAAGCACCGAGUACUAUCCAGUAGGUGAACCUAUGAAGAAGGUUGGAGCUUCCAUGCAAGUGGCUG